CUUUGCUAUUGUAUAUUGGACCAAUAAUCACUCAUGACUAUGAACACAUCAUACGAUCACAUUGUUGCAUGGAUUGUAUGUCAUAUUGACAAUUCUUCUUAUAUCCUUUUUUCAAGAAAUGCAAAGUAAUGAUGAACAUCAAAGUAAACAUUAAGCUGAUUAAGUGAUCCAAGCAGCAAGCUGUCUCCUCCAGUAGCAAUGGAAUGAUUGUGUGUUUCAUUUGCCAGACACUGAGUAAUGCACAUUACGACAUUACCAUUCUGCAAAGUAAAGCUGCCCGAGUUCAUUCAUUCUAGAUUUUUCACUUGAUAGUUAGCACAAAUUAAUCUUGCUGUUUUAAGUUAUAAUUCAAUAUUCACACCAAUACAUCAAUAUGCGUUCAUCAGCCAGCAUUUUCUGGCUUGAUAUUGCUCAGCGUGCUCUUCGAUCAGUAUCAGUAUUGAUCUCCUGCAAUAGUAUACCUUGUUUUUGGCCAAUAAGCUCUUUCAAUUUUACUUUUUCUUGCUGAUAAGUGAGCCAGACCAACUUGCGUUUAUCAACCAACAUUUCCUAAAUUCAACUUGAUAUUGCUCAGGGCUCAAGAGUCAGGACUCUGGAGUCUGGAGCCUUAGCCUCCUGGAUACUUGGAAUUGUUUUCAGUCAACAUGUUUCUUUAAUAUGAUAUAAUUCAAUCACAAGGGAUCCGAAACUUCCAACAAAACGACGUACACGAGUACGAAAACACCAGAUGAACUUGAAAAAGGCCUUGGAACGGAACCACGCGGUGCUCCAUUUGUUUGUUUACAAUAAUUGUAGUGCUGAUGUAUUGUUUUAUGACUCUAGCGGUCGGCUUAUAAAAAUGAAACAAUUUAACCAAAUCUAUUAGGCAAGUAAUAUUUUCCUGAGAGAACUGAAAUAUUUAAAAGCUAAACACUAUGAAAUACAGGAAUCGGAACGAAAAAGUAACCUAAAAAUCCAGCCUAAUCACCGGAUCCUAAAACUGCGACAAAAUCAGCACUUUUCCCCGCAACUCGUUGUCCAGACGUAAAUAUGCACGACGUACACGAGUACGAAAACACCAGAUGAACUUGAAAAAGGCCUUGGAACGGAACCACGCGGUGCUCCAUUUGUUUGUUUACAAUAAUUGUAGUGCUGAUGUAUUGUUUUAUGACUCUAGCGGUCGGCUUAUAAAAAUGAAACAAUUUAACCAAAUCUAUUAGGCAAGUAAUAUUUUCCUGAGAGAACUGAAAUAUUUAAAAGCUAAACACUAUGAAAUACAGGAAUCGGAACGAAAAAGUAACCUAAAAAUCCAGCCUAAUCACCGGAUCCUAAAACUGCGACAAAAUCAGCACUUUUCCCCGCAACUCGUUGUCCAGACGUAAAUAUGCCACCAUGAACUCAAAGGCGUAACUUUAUCUUUUGGAUCUUUUCAGUUAUCGACUCAUGGCAGUAAAAAUGAGUAAAUAAUGGAAAAAUGAUUUAUUUAGACCAAGCAUGCUGUUUCAAUUUCAAUGUGAUUGCAUUUUGUUCGAGAUCUUGAUUUAUGGGAUGGGUAAUGACGUCAUCAAAUAAUGACCCUUUUGCUACCAUAUCUGACCAAACAGUUUGUUAUUGUAAAUCGUUGUGAAUCAUGCUGGUGCUGUUACUGUGCUGCGCCAUUUUGGAUUGGGAGGCCUACAUGUGGUAAAGGGGGAAUUGGUUCGGGGAAGCGGCCGGGAAGGGACAAUGGAGAACUCCUAUGGCAUAGGAGUCACCAACAAGUAUUCCAUCUUUUUAGAAGAUGAGACGGAUCCGUUUGAAACAUUGGAAAAUGUGAAGAAAGAAAAAGAAGAGAAAAAGGCGAAGGUGCCCGGCAAGGAAAAUAAAAGUGCUAAAGCUUCUUCAGAGAAGGGCACCAAGAAGCCACCAGCAAAGGAAAAUGUCUCUAAAACAGAUCAACGCCAAGCGGCGUCAGGCGGCAGCGAGGCGGUGCGUGGCCGAGGCGGGCCACGACGGGGCGGCUCCGGCCCGCCCGGCGAGAGCCGCGAGGAGCGCAACAACCGGCGCAACUGGGACGACAGCCGGGCCGACAACGCCAGCCAAUCAAGGGACGUGAAGAAAACUGGAAACAGAGAGGGCGGCCCGCCGCGGUUCGGCGAGGGAGGAGAGCGGGGCCGUGGACGCGGUCGCGGCGGACCCGGUGGACGAGGCCGGGGCCGCGGCCGCGGAGGGUACCGCGAGUUCGACCGCCACUCGGGCAGCGACCGCAGCGGCGUGAGGGCGCACGACAAGCGCGACGGUUUCGGCCGCGGCAACUGGGGCACGGUGCAGGACGAGGUAGCUGCCACGCUGGAGGCGCCCGCCGAGCAGCCGGCCGAACCGGAGCCUACCUCCACCGGCUGGGGAGACGACCCGACCCCGGCCGCCGGCGCCGGCGCUGACUCGCAGUCCGCGCCGGCCGACGCCGCAGCCGAGGAGCCCGCCGAGCCGGCCGAGCCGGAGGGCCCGCAGGAGCUGACGCUCGACGAGUGGAAGCGCCAGCAGGAGCCCCGCUCCAAGCCGCAGUUCCAGCUGCGCCGCGCCGGCGAGGGCGAGAACACUGCCCAGUGGAAGAACAUGUACGAGCUGAAAAAGAAACGCGGCGAGGACGAGGAGAGUGACGACGAAGAGGAUGCCGAUGACGAGGAAGAGGAGGAAGAGGUCCGUCACGGACGACCCAAGCACUUCGUUAAGGACAUUGAGUUCACCUUCUCCGACGGCGGCCGGCGCGGCGGCGGACGGGGACGCGGGCGCGGCCGCGGCGGUUUCCGUGACGGCGAGGAGGGCGGAGGCUACCGUGGCGGCUACCGCGGAGGGCGCGGCGGUUUCCGUGACGGCGAGGAGGGCGGAGGCUACCGUGGCGGCUACCGCGGAGGGCGCGGCGGUUUCCGUGACGGCGAGGAGGGAGGAGGAAGCUACCGCGGCGGUUACCGCGGAGGGCGCGGCGGUUUCCGUGACGGCGAGGAGGGAGGAGGAAGCUACCGCGGCGGUUACCGCGGAGGGCGCGGCGGAUUCCGCGACGGCGACAACGAGGAGGGCGGCUACCGCGGAGGCCGUGGUGGCUACCGUGGAGGUCGCGGCGGCUACGGCGACAGCGAGGAGGGCGGCUACCGCGGCCGGGGCGGCUACCGCGGCGGCCGCGGAGGCUCCUGGGGCGGUCGUGGCCAGGAGUCGAGCGAUGACGGCGAGGAUCGCGGCUACCGUGGCUACGGCGGCUACCGCGGCGGCGGCGGCAGUGGCGGGUACCGCGGCCGCGGCCGUGCGGCCCCUCGGCAGCAACACGCUCCCAAAGUGGACGACGAGAAUGACUUCCCGUCGCUGGGCUAAAGCCCUCGCCACGCCGCUGCCGCCGCCGCCGUGAGCCGGCCGGCCGGGCCUCUGAAGCUGCAGGAGUUCUCCAUGGUCCCAACCUGGCACGUAGUCCGAACCGGCCCCCACCGGGCCCCGGUCCCAAUCGAAUAACGAGAGGAAGACGGAGUGAGUGAGAGACGGUGUGCAGAGCGAGUGAGCGCCAGCCGCGGUCGGUGUGAGUGAGAGUGAGAGUGUCGGUGAGCGGGGUGCGGGCGGCGCCGUUCCGCCGAGCCGUGUCGGCUCCGCGGGAUACGGGCCGCCCAGCACCGAUACACAUGAUGGUCUCAUUGUACGCGGAGGUGGGAACAGUUACAAAAAUCCACGGCAAUAACCGGUCCUCCCGCCGUCCCGCUCGCCAGUCUUCGCAAACAAACUGGAGCCAACGCAUUACCGGUAGGGCCCGGUAGAAGUUCCCGCCCCUGCCGCUCGUUACGGUAGGAUUCGGUAGAAGUUCCCGACCCUGUCGCUCGUUAGCUGCUGCUAGUCUGAAGGCCUUUUCUAGAGGGAUAGUUGUGUGCGGAGUCGGAGGACUGAUUUGCGACACGUUUUCGGGACUGAUGCCGCGCAUUUCUGUGACUGCUCCCAGGUCAGGGGCGGCAGGGAUUGCUCGCCGCUCGGGCGGAUUUUGAGCGUAUCGGGUCGCAUCAGGUCGCGUUUGUUGGCUGAGGCCGUGACGUUGUGAACUAACGUCUGCCAGUGGAGGCCAUUUUUCGUCUUUCUGUGCGUGGGACGUGCGGCGCGGGCCUGUCGCUCCACCACCACCACGACUUUGUCCCACGGCAGAGCGCGCCCGCUGGUCUGAUUGUGUUGGCGUGCCUGGCUCGGUCGGGGGCCGAGACCGAGUUUUGUAUGGUGGAACAUGCAGCGUACAAUACAGUUCCAAACGAUA
Messenger RNA from Amphibalanus amphitrite, 4237 nucleotides. RefSeq names its product plasminogen activator inhibitor 1 RNA-binding protein-like. Gene Ontology annotation, molecular function: RNA binding. Gene Ontology annotation, cellular component: cytoplasm; nucleus. The transcript is spliced from 6 exons. The coding region runs from base 1705 to 3324 and encodes 539 amino acids. The record is from RefSeq and is a predicted model, not a curated record. Lineage: Eukaryota; Metazoa; Arthropoda; Thecostraca; Balanomorpha; Balanidae.